CUGUUCUCACCAUAUUUAAAUAGCAUGAAGAACAUAACAGUUCAUGACACAAAUUGAGUAGAUAAUCCGAAAAAAUAACCCAUCCUCCCUCAGACCAUGAUCCCGUCUCAUGAAUUUAUACACAGCUCUGUAGCUCGUCUCAACUCACCUCGUUUCUCUAAAAUAUUUUCUACUCCUGCUGCCGACUGCAAACGCAUGUGGCAUGUGUUUUGCCCAUGUUUACAUCAUGUAGAAUUGACAAUUUAGCGUAUUCGCAUAAAAAUAGCCAAAAGUGCAAAGAGCAAUACAAUAAUUAUUAUUCACUUUCGGUCUGGUUGAGAGGAAGACAAUACCGUGAUUGAACCAUGGGGCAGGACGUGGAGGGCCACAAGUUGAUUCGCCAAGGGGCCGAAGGUCGCAUUUACACGGGACUCUUCCUGGGGCGCAAAUGUAUCGUCAAGGAACGUUUCCCUAAAACGUAUCGUCACCCCGCCCUGGACGAGAGGCUCACCAAAGAACGGAUGCGUGGAGAGCUGAGGGGAAUCCUACGUUCCAAAGCAGUUGGCAUUCGGGCCCCAACUGUUUAUUUUGUGGAUACCAAACGAAAUGCUAUUGUGAUGGAACUAAUUGAGAAUGUGGACACAGUGAAUGUACACAUUGGUCAAGUUCUCCAAAAGAAAAUCCCCAGUGGUGAUGGAACAGAGGACCUGAAGGACCUAGCAAGACAAAUUGGCGUGGUGGUAGCCAAGAUUCACGCUGCCGGAAUCAUUCAUGGUGACCUCACCACCUCCAAUAUUCUGGUAGACAGGACGACGACCAAAAACCCCUCCUCAAUUUGUCUCAUUGAUUUUGGUCUGAGCCACGUCGAGAAUUCUGCAGAGGAUAAGGGCGUAGAUUUGUACGUUCUUGAGCGUGCUCUGACUAGCACUUUCUCCUCCAUUCCUUGGUUCUUUGAAGAAUUGUUGGCUUCAUAUCGCAAAACGUAUGUGAUGGGAGGGGAGGAAGUAUUUGAAAAGUUGGAAGAAGUUAGGUUAAGAGGAAGGAAGAGGACAAUGGUAGGCUAGACAGACAUGCAUUAAAGAAAUAAUGUUAUACUUAAUCAUAUUAUUAUUACCAAAUUACUGAUUCAUAAUAAAUAAAUAAUAGUUCAUCUAAUCCUUCUGGAUUAGAACCGAUAUUAA
Molecule: messenger RNA, 1160 nt
Organism: Folsomia candida
Lineage: Eukaryota; Metazoa; Arthropoda; Collembola; Entomobryomorpha; Isotomidae
Gene: Prpk
Product: EKC/KEOPS complex subunit TP53RK
Exons: 3
Coding region: 345-1043 (232 amino acids)
Biological process (GO): protein phosphorylation
Cellular component (GO): cytosol; EKC/KEOPS complex; nucleus
Molecular function (GO): ATP binding; protein serine/threonine kinase activity
Source: RefSeq, a predicted model, not a curated record